Durio zibethinus is the source of this 2012-nucleotide messenger RNA. NCBI's taxonomy places the organism in Eukaryota, Viridiplantae, Streptophyta, Magnoliopsida, Malvales, Malvaceae. The record is from RefSeq and is a predicted model, not a curated record.
CAAGUAAACGCCACCAACGGUCAAAAGAAAAAUACUACUAAUACUGAAAAGAAAAGCCCCACUGAACUAACGUUCACUCUCCCUCUUUGUCUCUAACCACUGACCGUUACUUAGUUCUUCUUCAUCUCUCUGUGCUCGACCUUUCUCAAUUUCUGCCUGUCUCUUUCUUUCUCCAUGGAACCAGCAAAAAUCGACUGGAAGAGAAUUAAUUCCAGGUUUGUUGAGGACUGCGUUUAUGAGCACAUCAAUGCUCCCAAAUGGUUUGAUUUUUUGGCCCUUGAGGACUCCAACUCCAUUGACGACCAAGCCUGGUUCUGCAGACCUGAUUGUAACCAUCCAAUGACAGCUGAGGAAUUCCUUCAAACCACCCCACCUUCAAAGGUUUUAAUCUCAGCUUUUCUGUACCUUUUUUUUGCCCUAUUGUUUCAGUUCCUUUUUCACUGUCUCAUUUUUGCUCUUGUUCAUCUUUUGAAGCUUGCCCGAUCAGCUAAUGGCAGUGGAAGUGGAAGCCUUUCACUUGGGGAAAGGAAUCAAGGAGAUUACAAACUGAAGCAAAGAGGACAGGUUCAAUCUUUAGUUUCUUCAAAGAUUGAUCCUACAUUCGAUGAAGAUAGUGAAAACCUGAACCCAAAUUUAUCCACUCCUCUGAAUCACCAAGCUAAGUCUUUGAAAGCAGCAAUCAAGUCAAGCAGUGGAAAAAAGAAACCAAUAGUUGAUAUCUCCCAAAGCACUAAUUUCUCAGCUAGAAAAUUGUUUUCUGGUAGGGACAUACUAAAUCAUAUAACUGAGUUUUGCAAUGAGUUGAAGAAAUUGGCAACCAGAGCGAAGGAGAGAGAAGAUGAGGAAAAGUUAAGUGACAAGAAGAGCCAAGAGGCUGUAGUAGUGAAGAAGGUUUCUGGUCAGGUUUUGGGUGAUUUGGACAUGACAGAGAAAGAGAGGAAGCCAUUACUUGAAAUGGGUAAAGAGAAACUUGAAGGAAUGGAAAAAGGAAGUGCUAAGGAUAAAGAAAGGAGGAAAAAAAGCAGAUCAAAUGACGAAACUGAGAACAUUCCGGUCUCUCUGAAUUUGGAGUAUGUAAAGCACAAAGGACAAGAACGGGUACUGCAAAUACGGACCAAUCCACCCUCUCCUCAGUGCUUUUCUGCCCCUCAUGCCCCCAUGAAAAACUCCCCUUCCAAGGCUUCCAGAUCCAGACUUAUGGAGAGAGGGAUCCUUCAAGAACUGAAGCAAACCAAGGAUAUAAAUAAAGAUGAACCACCGGCAGAAAAACCUGGAAAUAUUUCUUCUAGUACUAAUAUUAUUGAUGGAAGACAAGCGAGAGCAUUGGAUGUUUUUUGGUUCCUGAAGCCUUGCACACUGUCUGAAUGAACAGGUUGAUAUCGAACAAGAAAUUCAAAUGCAUUCUUUCAUUCUUUUCAUUUACCUCAAAGACAAAAACUCCUAUGUUUUGAUUCAUUUGUUAUGGUUCUUAGUUAUAGUUCCUUGAUUCAUUUGUUGCUAAUAAAAGAAACUGUAAUCAAAUCCAUUUUCAGUGAAUACAGAUCUACACUCCUCAUCUCCCCCUUAGUGAAUUCAGGCGAUGAUUUUUCUUUAUGUCAUGUCCUCAAAGAAAUGUUUCGAUCAGUUUAUUCAAUGUCCUCCAAGAAGCAUUAAACACUAAUCAAGCCUAUAUAUUAAGCCUUUGGAAUAUGUGGUCAGGUUCAAAAUUGCUGUCUCAUUUAAUGAUCACGUAAAAGCUGAAGGAGUUAUAGCCUUGCCUGAAAAUUACAAACAGGCGAAGAUAAGCCACAUAACAGGCUUUUCAUCUUUUUGUCUCUCUCCUUUUGCCUCCCACCCCCAUAUUUAGCAAUAGAAAGACGAUUUCUCAGGUGAUGUUUAUCUAAUUCACAGAUAGGAUAGGAAUGAAUGAGCACCAACAUCCAAGAAACAAACUGCCAAAUUCUGCAAACAUAUAUGAGAUAAAUAUGUGAAAGCACAUCUCUUUCUCUUGGCAAUAAAAUAGAAAAUAUAUU